AUGUAUGAACGGCACAAGAGGCGCUAUAGCCUGUGUGACAUCUCCAAGGUGGACAGGACUGUGGAUGUGGUGUUGCUGAAGAUAAACCAAGAAAGCUGGUGUACAAUCGAACCGUGCUCAAAACCGACGUCUCUUUUGGCUUCCAAGCAGAAUCCAGAAUGUGAGAGCUUCCUGGAUGCUGGCCUGGACGGAGAGUGUUCCUCCUCACAAGGGGGCCUUAACAGAGAAUCUGGGAGUGACCCUGACCUCUUUCACUCAACCAGCGAUGAAAUGAGCAGCAGCAUCUUCUCAAAGCCCGAGGAAGAGCAAUCAGUCUGUGACAUCACUGGGUCCAGCUCUUCCACCGAUGACACGGCAUCCCUGGAUCGACAUUCUUCACACGGCAGUGAUGUGUCCCUCCCCCAAACUUCAAAUCGGAGCAAGUCCAAGGACCCGCAAAGCCUGGACGCUUUUGAGAGCCAUGAAUUGAGAGGUGUGAGGCAGGAGACUGAGAGGGAGCCUGCCUGCUCUGGGGACAUGGAAGAGGAAGAGAUGGAUAGCAUCACUGAGGUGCCUGCAAACUGCUCCCUUCUGAGGGGCUCCCUGCGUUCUCUGUCCCCUUUCCGGAGGCACAGCUGGGGUCCUGGGAAGAAUGCAGCCAGUGAUGCAGAGAUGAACCACCGCAGUUUCAGUCUAGAAGGCCUGACUGGAGGAACUGUUGGCAGAAACAAGGUGUCCUCAUCGCUAGAAGGAAACUCUACAAACACCAAAGCCUUUGGUGGUCAGGAGCGGGGUGAUUCUUUGGUGUCUCUUUCAGAAGAGGACCUGGAGUCAGGCCAGAGAGAACAUAGGAUGUUUGACCAGCAGACGAGUCACAGAUCCAAACAACAGGGAUUUAAUUACUGUACAUCAGCCAUUUCUUCUCCAUUGACAAAAUCCAUCUCAUUAAUGACCAUUAGCCAUCCCGGAUUGGACAAUACACGACUCUUCCACAACACAAGUGCUAAUCUGACUGAAAGUAUAACCGAAGAAAACUACCGUUUCCUACCACAAAGCCCUUCCAAGAAAGAUUUUGAAGGAAAGAGUGGCACAAAAGUCAGCCGUACGUUCAGCUACAUCAGGAAUAAAAUGUCCAGUAGUAAGAAGAGCAAAGAAAAGGAAAAAGAGAAAGAGAAAAUUAAGGAGAAGGAGAAGGAUUCUAAAGAAAAGGAGAAGGACAAGAAGACUCUCAAUGGACACACCUUCAGCUCCAUUCCUGUUGUGGGUCCCAUCAGCUGUAGCCAGUGUGUGAAGCCCUUCACCAACAAAGAUGCCUACACCUGCGCAAAUUGCGGUGCCUUCGUCCACAAAGGGUGUAGAGAAAGUCUGGCAUCCUGUGCAAAGGUCAAAAUGAAGCCGAAAGGGAGCCUUCAAGCCCACGACACGUCAUCGCUCCCCACAGUCAUUAUGAGAAACAAAUCUUCACAGCCCAAGGAACGCCCUCGGUCAGCGGUCCUCCUGGCUGACGAAACCACUGCUGCUCCAAUGUUUACCAACAGGCGGUCACAGCAGAGCGUCGCGCUUUCCAAAAGUGUCUCCAUACAGAAUAUCGCUGGAGUUGGCAGUGAGGAGAGCAUGUCAAGCACCUGGAAAUUCCUGUCACAUUCCACGGACUCACUAAAUAAAAUCAGCAAGGUCAACGAGUCAACAGAAUCCCUGACUGAUGAGGGAGUAGGUACAGACAUGAAUGAAGGCCAACUGUUGGGAGACUUUGAGACCGACUCCAAACAGCUAGAAGCAGAGUCCUGGAGUCGAAUCGUGGAUAGCAAGUUCCUGAAACAACAAAAGAAAGAUGUCAUCAAGCGGCAGGAGGUGAUUUAUGAGCUGAUGCAGACAGAGCUACACCACGUGCGCACGCUCAAGGUCAUGAGCGACGUGUACCGCCGGGGCAUGCUGACGGAUUUGCUGUUCGAGCAGCAGAUGGUGGAAAAGCUGUUCCCCUGUUUGGAUGAGCUCAUCAGUAUCCAUAGCCAGUUCUUCCAGAGGAUUCUGGAACGGAAGAAGGAGUCUCUGGUGGAUAGAAGCGAAAAGAACUUUCUCAUCAGGAGAAUGGGCGAUGUGCUUGUGAAUCAGUUUUCAGGUGAGAAUGCGGAACGCUUAAAGAAGACAUAUGGCAAGUUUUGUGGGCAGCACAACCAGUCAGUGAACUACUUCAAGGAUCUGUGUACCAAGGAUAAGCGCUUCCAAGCCUUUGUAAAGAAGAAGAUGAGCAGCUCCGUAGUCAGAAGACUUGGAAUCCCAGAGUGCAUAUUGCUUGUAACCCAGCGCAUCACUAAGUACCCAGUUUUAUUCCAAAGAAUAUUGCAAUAUACCAAAGACAAUGAAGCGGAGCAGGAAGAUGUGGCUCAGUCCCUGAGCCUGGUGAAGGAUGUGAUUGGAGCAGUAGACAGCAAAGUGGCAAGUUACGAGAAGAAAGUGCGUCUCAAUGAGAUUUACAUGAAGACAGACAGCAAGUCGAUCAUGAGGAUGAAGAGUGGUCAGAUGUUCGCCAAGGAAGAUUUGAAACGGAAGAAGCUUGUGCGGGAUGGGAGCGUGUUGCUAAAGAACGUAGCGGGAAGGUUGAAAGAGGUUCAAGCAGUUCUGCUCACUGACAUUUUAGUUUUCCUUCAAGAAAAGGACCAGAAAUACGUCUUUGCAUCAUUGGACCAGAAGUCAACAGUGAUCUCUUUAAAGAAGCUGAUAGUCAGAGAAGUGGCACAUGAGGAGAAAGGUUUAUUCCUGAUCAGUAUGGGGAUGAAAGAUCCCGAGAUGGUGGAAGUCCACGCCAGCUCCAAGGAGGAGCGUAACAGCUGGAUUCACAUCAUCCAGGACACGAUAAACACCCUGAACAGAGAUGAAGAUGAAGGAAUCCCUAGUGAGAAUGAGGAAGAAAAGAAAAUGUUGGACACCAAAGCUCGGGAGUUCAAAGAACAACUUCAACAGAAGGACCAACAGAUCCUACAGUUACUGGAAGAGAAGGAGACGAUUUUCCGGGACAUGACAGAGUGCAGCACCCCAUUGCCAGAGGAUUGCUCCCCAACUCACAGCUCUAGAAUCCUCUUCCGGUCCAACACAGAAGAGGCUCUCAAAGGCGGAUCGUUAAUGAGAAGCGCCAUAAAUGAGGUGGAGAUCCUCCAGGGUUUGGUGAGCGGAAGCCUGGGGGGCACAUUGGGGCCGGCCGUCAGCAGCCCUGUGGAACAAGAGGGCACAGUGGGCCCCGUUUCCCUGCCCCGGAGAGCGGAGACCUUCGGAGGGUUUGACAGCCAUCAGAUGAAUGCUUCAAAAGGUGGUGAGGAGGAAGAGGGAGACGAUGGCCAGGAUCUUAGGAGAGCGGAAUCGGACAGCGGUCUCAAGAAGGGUGGUAAUGCUAAUCUGGGCUUUUUGCUUAAAAGAAACAGUGAGGUCAUCCAGAGCAUAGUCCACCUACACGAGCUUCUUAGCACCUUGCAGGGCGUGGUGUUGCAGCAAGACAGCUACAUUGAGGACCAGAAGCUGACACUGACCGAGAGGGCGCUGGCACGGAGCUCCUCCCGCCCCAAUUCCCUCAUCGAGCAGGAGAAGCAGCGCAGCCUGGAGAAGCACCGACAGGAUCUGGCCAACCUGCAGCGACAGCAGGUCCAGCACCUGGAGGAGCGGCGGCGGCGGGAGCGCGAGUGGGAGGCCCGUGAGAAGGAGCUGCAGCAGCGGGAGGUCCUGCUGAUGCAAUGGGAGGAGAGGGUGCAGCGGGGGCAGCAGGACUUAGACCGGGACCGUGAGGAGCUGCAGCAGAAGAAGAGCACGUACCAGUGUGACCUGGAGCGGCUGCGCGCUGCCCAGAAGCAGCUGGAGCGAGAGCAGGAGCGACUCAGCCAGAGGCAAAUGGGACAGGACCUAUGUCAGGCCUCUCCGCACACCAAGGUGAUGAGAAUUCCGUCCUUCUAUGCCAAUCCUGAGGAACCCCCGCUACCUUCUGCACCUUCAAUAGCCAAGUCAGGGUCACUGGACUCGGAACUUUCCGUGUCCCCCAAAAGGAACAGCCUCUCUCGGACACAGAAAGAUAAAGGCCCUUUUCACAUACUGAGUUCAGCCAACCAGACAAGCAAAGCACCAGAGGGGCAGAGCCUGCCCCCAGCCUCCACCUCCGCCCGCCUGUUCGGAUUAGCUAAACCAAAGGAAAAGAAGGAGAAGAAGAAGAAAAGCAAAGGAAGCCGCUCUCAGCCUGGUGAUGGGCCUGUGUCUGAAGUAGCAGCAGAGAAUGAAGAGAUCUUCUGCUGA
Messenger RNA from Chrysochloris asiatica (Cape golden mole), 4251 nucleotides. RefSeq names its product A kinase (PRKA) anchor protein 13 (gene AKAP13). Lineage: Eukaryota; Metazoa; Chordata; Mammalia; Afrosoricida; Chrysochloridae. Gene Ontology annotation, cellular component: membrane; actin cytoskeleton. Gene Ontology annotation, biological process: adrenergic receptor signaling pathway; regulation of Rho protein signal transduction; positive regulation of canonical NF-kappaB signal transduction. Gene Ontology annotation, molecular function: MAP kinase scaffold activity; guanyl-nucleotide exchange factor activity. The transcript is spliced from 30 exons. The coding region runs from base 1 to 4251 and encodes 1416 amino acids. The record is from RefSeq and is a predicted model, not a curated record.